Molecule: messenger RNA, 513 nt
Organism: Polistes canadensis
Lineage: Eukaryota; Metazoa; Arthropoda; Insecta; Hymenoptera; Vespidae
Product: class E vacuolar protein-sorting machinery protein HSE1-like
Exons: 2
Coding region: 121-513 (130 amino acids)
Biological process (GO): cell migration; cell surface receptor protein tyrosine kinase signaling pathway
Cellular component (GO): plasma membrane; cytoplasm
Molecular function (GO): protein binding
Source: RefSeq, a predicted model, not a curated record
UUUUUUUUUUUUUCUUUAAACCCCUCCCCCGACCCCUCCCACCCUCCUACAUUCUAAAGGUGUUUAAUCACGUUUUCAUUAUUAUUGGACAGAAUUGAUUAUGUUACUACCGAAAAACGUAUGUGCAAUAGUCAGAUUAUUUUGACCGAAGGAGAAUUUAAAUACGAGAACGGAAAGAAACGCUGCAAAAUGUUGCCACAGACUCCUGACAUCAUUCCCACUACUCUUAAUCAGCAAAAAUGCGUUAAAGCACGAGCAUUGUACGACAACAUAGCUGAAGCACCGGACGAAUUGGCUUUUAGAAAAGGUGAUGUUCUUACUGUGUUGGAACAGAACACGGCAGGUCUCGAAGGCUGGUGGUUGUGCGUCUUGCGAGGUAGACAGGUAACAAACGGACCUUAUUUUAUUUCUUUACCUUCUAAUUUUAUUCUAUACGCUUUAUUAGUUCGUAUUAUUCUGGAUCGAUGUUCAUUUUCAAAGAAGAAAAAGUAUUAUUACUCAAUGGAAGAAUGA